GGCAAAGGGGCCUGGGAGGCUGCAGGCUCUCCGUGAACCAUCCCUCCUCUGGACUUGGGCCAGCUCCACCAGCCCCCUCCCACCGGGAGGCCUCCCUGUCCUCCAGGCGUCCCCUAGCUCGGGAACCAAGCUGCAGAUAAGUCAGAGAGGGGGCAGAGCAGCCUGAGGCACACAUCCUGGGAGAGAAGCAGAGAGCAAUACGCCGCAGGGAGGGCAUCAUGGAGUGGCAUCAGGACAGGUCGAGCACCGAGCUGCGAAAGGAGAAGUCCCGGGAUGCGGCGCGCAGCCGGCGCAGCCAGGAGACCGAGGUGCUGUACCAGCUGGCGCACACGCUGCCCUUCGCGCGCGGUGUCAGCGCGCACCUGGACAAGGCCUCCAUCAUGCGCCUCACCAUCAGCUACCUGCGCAUGCACCGCCUCUGCACGGCAGGGGAAUGGAACCAGGUGGGAACAGGGGGAGAGCCACUGGACGCCUGCUACCUGAAGGCCCUCGAGGGCUUCGUCAUGGUGCUCACCGCCGAGGGAGACAUGGCUUACCUGUCGGAAAAUGUCAGCAAGCACCUGGGCCUCAGUCAGCUGGAACUCAUCGGACACAAUAUCUUUGAUUUCAUCCAUCCCUGCGAUCAAGAAGAACUCCAGGAUGCACUGACACCUAGGCCAAGCCUGUCCAAGAAGAAGCUGGAGGCCCCAACAGAACGCCACUUUUCCUUGCGCAUGAAGAGCACACUCACCAGCAGGGGGCGAACACUCAACCUCAAAGCUGCCACAUGGAAGGUGCUGCGGUGCUCUGGACAUUUGAGGGCCUAUAAGCCCCCUGCACAGACAUCCCCUGAGGGAAGCCCUUGUCCAGAGCCUCCCCUACAAUGUCUGGUGCUCAUCUGUGAAGCCAUCCCCCAUCCUGCCAGUCUGGAGCCCCCUCUGGGAAGGGGAGCCUUUCUCAGCCGCCACAGCCUGGACAUGAAGUUCACAUACUGUGAUGAGAGGAUCGCAGAGGUUGCUGGCUACAGCCCUGAUGACCUGAUUGGCUGUUCCGCCUAUGAGUACAUCCACGUGCUGGACUCGGAUGCAGUCAGCAGGAGUAUCCACACUUUAUUGAGCAAGGGCCAGGCAGUAACCGGGCAGUAUCGCUUCCUGGCCCGGACCGGAGGCUACCUGUGGACCCAGACCCAGGCCACAGUGGUAUCAGGAGGCCGGGGCCCGCAUUCAGAGAGUAUCAUCUGUGUCCACUUCCUGAUCAGCCGGGUAGAAGAGACUGGAGUGGUGCUGUCCCUGGAACAAACAGAGCGACAUUCUCGCAGACCCCCUCCACGGGGCACCUCCUGGCAGAAGGAUUCCCCUGGUAGCAGUCUCGACCCUCCUGGUUCCCGGAUCUUGGCUUUCCUGCACCCGCCAGCCCUGAAUGAGGCUACCCUGGCUGCUGACCCUCGCCGUUUCUGUAGCCCAGAUCUGCGCCACCUCAUGGCACCCAUCCUGGAUGGGCCUCCAGUAGCUGCCACCCCCAGCACCCCACAGGCUGCACGGCGACCCCAAAGUCCUCUUCCGGCUGAUCUCCCAGAUCAGUUGCUGGUAGGCAUGGAGAAUGCACACAGGCUCUCCAGUGCCCGGAAAAACCGCAAGGCUGUGGAAACCGAUCUAGAUACACCCCAGGAGGCUGAUACUCUGGACUUAGAGAUGCUAGCUCCCUACAUCUCCAUGGACGAUGACUUCCAGCUCAACUCCAGUGAGCAGCUGCCUAGGGCCUACCGCCACAGACUUCCAGGGACAGCCCGCCGACCCCGUGCUCGGAGCUUCCACGGCCUGUCACCCCCAAGCCCUGAACCCUCCUUACUGCCCCGCUGGGGGAGUGACCCCCGACUGAGCUCCUCCAGCCCUUCCAGGGGGAAGCCCUCCACAACCUCCUCCAUGUCUGGAACUCGGAAGAGGGCCCUGGCCCAGAGCUCAAAGGAAAAGGGGGUUGAGCUUCUGGGAUUGAAACCCCCCAAACGGUCGCCCAGCCUAGAACCAGAAAACUUUCUGCUGCCUCCCCUCAGCCUGAGUUUCCUUCUGCAAGGACGACAACUCCCAGGAAGCCAGCAGGAUUCCAGAACUUCCCUCCUGAAUGUACAUGAGCACUUGGGCCUGGCUCCUUCAUUGCUCUCUCUCUACCAGGAUGAGGACACUGCUCAACCCAGGAACCACUUCCCACCAGCAGCAGGCUUGGCCCAGGCCCGCUGAGUCAGCCUUGCUUCCAACUCCUUCUUCUACCCCAGAAAGGACUGAGCCACACUCCACACCAGCAGCCCAUAUACAGGACGGGGCCUCUCUUUUCCGAGUGUCCCCGGCCAGCCUCGGUCCUACCUCAGCCCCCACCCCUCUGCCUUCAGGGGCUAUUUGGGGUGUUCUCAGCUCAGUGACCUCUGGGAGGGGGUCUCUGACCCCUUCCUCUGCCUCUCAGGUCCUCCUUUGGGGUUCUUAUACUUAGUUACCUCACUAUCCCUUUCUCUGACUCUCUUGUCUUUAUUUGGGAGAAUUAAGGGGUUCGGAUGGUUUGGGGAUCAGGGAUCUGUGUCUCUUAUCCUGGCCCUACAGAGGUGGGACAACCAUAAUCAUGUUUCUGUCCCUCUUUUGUUAUUAUUUUAAUUUUCGUCCUUUUCAUGAUGCCGUGUUUAAUUACUCUGCAUUACACAGGGUCCCAGGAAUGUGGAACUCUGGUCUUCCCACUCCUCAGUGUCAAAGAUGGGGAGGCUAUGGGUGAGACCUCCCUUCUAGUGACCUGUGGCUGCCACCCAGCUCUGCCUGCCCCUUCCUCUCCUGACUUCCCAUCAGCCUGACCUUGCCUGGACAGUGACUUCACUUGUGGUCUAUUUUAGGGAUAGUCUGCCACGUCUUCCACUUUGAGACUUGUAACUUCUGACCCUCCCUGGUUCUAGACUACACCACCUCCUAUCAUCCUUGGUUCAAGACAGCAAGACCUAGGGCCAUCCUCAGAUCUAGACCAUACAGGCUCUGGCCUUUGUUGGUUCUAAAUUAUAGGACUGGCCUUCCCUGGUGCUAGAGGCCUAUGGCCUCCCUGGUUGUAGACUUUCCACUUCCUGGUUCUAAAGUGUGCAACCCAUGGCCUUCCCUGGUUAUAGACUGCACAGCUGCUGAUAUUUCCUGGUUCUAGACUAUUCCAUUGGUGGUCUCCCCCUGCUUCAGGACUGUACAAACUCUGCCUCUCCCAGGUUCUGAGUUUAUGACCUCUGGCCUCCCCUGGUUCUAAACUGUGUUACUCCCACCUCUUUGGUUCUAAUCUUUUGUUUGGUGAGAUUCUGUGGUUCUAGACUGUACCACCUAUGGCACCUCUGAGGUUCUAGACUGUUGCCUCUGACCUUCUUUGACUCUAAACUGUAGGACCACUGGAAUUCCCUGAGUCUAGACAGUGCUACCACUGAUGUCCCCCUAGAUCCAGACUGUCCUGCCUCCAACACAGUCUGCCUCAAACCCCUCAAAUUCCAAAUCUCAUAGUCUUUAGCUCUUUCUUGUUCUGGAUCCCACAAUCUUCAAUUCUGCCCAUUUUCAAAUCAUGAAGUCUUAGAAAAUGGGGUUUGAACUGUAGUUUCCUCUGGUUCUAGAUCUCUUCCCAGUAUUCCCUCUGGGUCUCAAGCUCACACCCUCUACCUCUCUG
Molecule: messenger RNA, 3645 nt
Organism: Nannospalax galili (Upper Galilee mountains blind mole rat)
Lineage: Eukaryota; Metazoa; Chordata; Mammalia; Rodentia; Spalacidae
Gene: Hif3a
Product: hypoxia inducible factor 3 subunit alpha
Exons: 15
Coding region: 219-2213 (664 amino acids)
Biological process (GO): regulation of transcription by RNA polymerase II; cellular response to hypoxia
Molecular function (GO): DNA-binding transcription factor activity, RNA polymerase II-specific; RNA polymerase II transcription regulatory region sequence-specific DNA binding; protein dimerization activity
Source: RefSeq, a predicted model, not a curated record